Messenger RNA from Cyanistes caeruleus (blue tit), 6694 nucleotides. Lineage: Eukaryota; Metazoa; Chordata; Aves; Passeriformes; Paridae. The record is from RefSeq and is a predicted model, not a curated record.
GAUGAAGAUGAGACGCCAUAAACUCUUUCUGACUCUCUGCAUGGCUGGUCUCUGCCUCAUCUCCUUCUUGCACUUCCUCAAGGCCCUUUCCUAUGUCACCUUCCCCAGGGAGCUGGCUUCGCUUAGUCCCAACCUCGUCUCCAGCUUCUUCUGGAACAAUGCCCCCGUCACGCCUCAGGUCAGCCCUGAGCCGGGGGGUGCAGAGUUCCUCCGCACACCCCUGUAUUCCCACUCCCCUUUGCUCCAGCCCCUGUCUCCCAGCAGAGCCAGCGAAGAGCUGCACAAGGUUGAGUUCGUGCUGCCAGAAGACUCAACGGAGUACUUUGUCCGUACCAAAGCCGGUGGCAUUUGCUUUAAACCAGGCACCAAGGUGUUGGAGAAGCCGCCCGUGGGAGGUCGGCAGGAGGAGCGAGCGGAUGGCGCAGCCUCGGGGCGGCCGGCUCGGAAGCCGCUGAGCUCCAGCGGAACCAAGCGCCGCAAGUGGGUGGAAUGUGUGUGUCUGCCGGGCUGGCACGGCCCCAGCUGUGGGGUCCCCACCGUGGUCCAGUACUCCAACCUGCCCACCAAGGACCGCCUCGUGCCGCGGGAGAUCCCUCGGCGGGUCAUCAACGCCAUCAACGUCAACCACGAGUUUGACCUGCUGGAUGUCCGCUUCCACGAGCUGGGAGACGUGGUGGAUGCUUUCGUGGUGUGCGAGUCCAACUUCACGGCCUACGGAGAGCCGCGGCCCCUCAAGUUCCGCGAGAUGCUCCUCAACGGCUCCUUCGACUACAUCCGCCACAAGGUGCUCUACGUCUUCCUGGACCACUUUCCCCCCGGCGGCCGCCAGGACGGCUGGAUUGCUGACGAUUACCUCCGUACCUUCCUCACCCGGGACGGCAUCUCUCGCCUCCGCAACCUGCGCCCGGACGACGUCUUCAUCAUCGAUGAUGCUGAUGAGAUCCCGGCCCGUGAUGGCGUGCUCUUCCUCAAGCUCUACGACGGCUGGACAGAGCCCUUCGCCUUUCACAUGCGCAAAUCGCUCUAUGGCUUCUUCUGGAAGCAACCAGGCACCUUGGAGGUGGUCUCGGGCUGCACCAUGGGGAUGCUCCAGGCUGUCUAUGCUACCGACGGGAUACGUUUGCGGCGCCGUGAGUACUACACCAUGCCCGGCUUUCGGCAGUAUGAGAACAGCACAGGACACAUCCUGGUGCAGUGGUCGCUGGGCAGCCCCCUCCACUUUGCUGGCUGGCACUGCUCCUGGUGUUUCACCCCAGAGGGGAUCUACUUCAAACUGGUGUCAGCCCAGAACGGGGACUUUCCCCGCUGGGGUGACUACGAGGAUAAACGAGACCUCAAUUAUAUCCGGGAGCUGAUCCGGACUGGUGGCUGGUUUGAUGGUACCAUGCAGGAGUAUCCCCCUGCUGACCCCAAGGAGCAGAUGUAUGCUCCCAAGUACCUGCUCAAGAACUACCAGCGGUUCCGCUACUUGUUGGAGAACCCCUACCGAAAGGUGGAGGGUGCUGGGUGAGGCCACCGAGGCUCCAGCUUGGGUGGGAAAUCAGAACUUUAGAACAAAGGGAAAGAGUCGGGUGUUUUCGUCUGUUCCUGUUCUUCUUUAGUUUCCUUUGUUUAUGGGCAGGGUGUGCCGUUUUUCUGCGGUCUCUGCCCUCCCUCACUUCCCAUUCUUCUUCCCUUCACCCCAGGGUGAUGCCUGGGAACCCAAAUUCCUCAGUCACACGAAGGGAGGCCUGGACAGGAGGGAGAAAGAUGCUGGGGACCUGUUCCGUAGUAGCAUAAAGACUUUCUUGCAUCUUCCAAACCUCUCCUGCUGGCUGGAGAGAAUCUGCAGCCAGCUGGCAGAUUUUCCUCCAGGGAAGGCUGAGAGGGUCCCAUGGGGAGAGAGGGCAGCUGUUCCCAUCCACCCUCAUCCUUUGUGGAUUGGAGCAAGCAUAGAUGCAAGCCUGGGCUGUUCAGUGAGCGUGUGAGUCAGCAGGCACAAACUCUUGUGAGUGGUUGUGUGUGCAGAUGUGUGUCACUGGCAUUUUUUGGAUGAGUGAAUGUGCAAAAGCAUCUUGGUAUGCUUGUUUUUUGUUUUUGUUUGUUUGCUUGUUUUUGUUGUUGCUUUUUUUUUACUACCUCUGUAUUCAGAGGGUAUUUUGGGGAAAGGAAAUCCUUUGCUUCCAAGGUGUCCUUCUCAAGUUGCAGCCCCUUGCACAGGCUUAAUGCAUUCCUGGGCUGGGUCUUGCCCCAGUAUUCUAACAAUCCUGCAGGAGAUGGAUAGGAAGCAGAGGAGAAAGCUGGGUUUGAGGGGUUUUUCUGUUCAUUUUUCCUCCCUGCCCCCACAACACUGCAUGGACUUGUCCUACAGAAGCCAAAGCAUCUCCCCUGCAGUACAUGCUUUUGUUGGGGCUGAGAUAAGCUGCAGGGGACUCAGUCAGAUGGUGGGAGUGUAUGUUUGCAAGUGCAUGGUUGCCUGUGUGCAUGAGUGCUCACAUGCAUGGGUUUGGUGUGCACCUGGAUGUUUGUUACCAGUACUGGGGGGGAAGGGCUUGGCUGUGUGUGCUUGCAGAAAAUGGUGAUAUCCAGAAGCUCUCGUGUCAGUCUUGGCAUGGAUGACUUUUUGGGCAAUGCAUAGGAGAGGACCAGGGAUAGCAGUGGCUCUGCAUAGCAGUGCUGUGCAUGUGGGACUGUUGCAUGCCUCUCUGGCUGCCUCUAGAGCCCUGCAGGCUGUGCCUGUUGCAGGGCUGCUGCUUAUACAUGCUGGCUACUCCUUCUUACUAUGGGGUAAUAAAAGGGAGAAGAGGAAUGGCCAAGUUCUGAUUGUUGUGGGCAAACAAAGCUUGUCAAGGCACAGGAUCAAUCUGUCUGCCCUCAGGGUGUGAGGGAGCUCAUGAAGAAACAGGCUGUGGGCAGAUUCUCCCUGGGGGCAAGAGACUUUUUGGGGACCACUGUGCAAUCCAGUGUGCGCAGCCCACAUCUGCAGCCUGGGCCACAUAGACAAGACCAUGGAGAGGAGAAGGGAUGUAGGAGGGUGCUAGUUGCAGCUGUUUGGGCUGGUGUCUGCUCAGGCCAUGGGCAGUGAGGAUCUGGCCUGCUGUUGUAUUGGGUCAUUCAGCUCACUGAGGAGGCAGAUUCUUGUCUCCACCCUUACCACCACCCGUCCUUAGCAGAUGGCUUGACAGGGUGCCCAGAGCCUGGGUCGUAGUGGGCAGAGGGUGAAAAACAUAAUGAACUUGCUCUCUUAGCCUUGCAGUGGAAAGACUGACUCAUGUUCCAAGCAGAAAUCAUAUGGAGGAGGAUAAAGAGGAAUGCGUUGGCACAAAGAAGUGUGGCCCUUCUGGCCAGCUGUUCUAAAGCAGGAGGGUUUUCAUUGCCCUUAACUCCAUCAGGGCUCCAUGGUCCUGUGUUGCCCAGCACUUGCCAUUGUGCUUCAUUCCUACCUAUGUCUCUCACUCUUUUUCCCUCCUAGUCCCCUCCUCAGAGAAAGUGAAAUUCUCAACAAAAAUAACUUGCUCCCUAGUAAGGCUGAGACUGUAAUAGAAAGAAGAUUAAUGUCUUUUUCUGUUCAAAUUGAGAUGUAGUUCACCUUAGCUCCUUCCACGUGUUGUAUGCCAUAAUGCCCGCUUCGAAAAACUGAAGGAACUUCCUUUCUGUUAUUAUUUUUGGUUUCUUUAGAAUCACUGUUCUCAGUGCUGUUGUGUCUUCCCCACAGGCAGAGGAGCCCCUUUGGGAACUGGGUGGACAGACAAACCUAGCUAGGCAGAAUGCUCUUCCCCCAGAGGGAAGUUGUGGCUCUUUAAAGUCCAGACUUAAUGAUGUAGCAGAAGGAACUCGUCACAGACACUGGGUUCUGGUGCUGAGCAACUGUGCAGAGGUCUUAGGUGUAGAGAGAUUAUAGAGAAAUGGGGUCCUAGCUGAAAAAGUUUUAAGCAAGAUGAAAGCCAUAGCACUGAGGAUGCGGCACAGGGGGAAGAUGCUUUCCCCAGGGCCAGCUGGAGGAGGGCAGGUGUGUUAGCUCAUGCAAUUUAGCAGCAGAAAAGUACGGAAGGAAGAAGCCAUUUCUCAUUUUUACUCUGAGGAGAGAGCCUGAGGUCUCCUCUUGGACUUUUUGUCUUUACCUUUUCUCAGUGAUAAUGCAAGGCCAAUACCAGGCUUUGCUGGAGACAGAGGACAAAGACAAGCCAGUCUUUGCGUGGGUGCUUUGGCAUCAGCAGAGCCCCACUUCAGCAGCAGCUGAAGUUCAUGUAUGCUGGGAUUGCACCUCCUUAUCUCCCACAGUGGGAGAAGCCUCUCCUCUGAUAUCAGCCCUUCCCAUACACGACCAUCCUUGGGGAUUUUUAGUGCACAACAGUCAUGUUUUCAGUGUUGAGAUAUGGCCCUUGUCUCUUGGGAGUUUGAUAAGCCCACAGCUGCAGUAUCUGCUUCUCCUGCUUCUGAAGUACAGCCUGUUGCCUUUUCUCCUCUACUAUUUGCUCCACCAUUCUCAUCUUCUCUCUCUGUUUUGUCUUUCCCUUCUGCUCCCUUGGGCUGGAGAAGGAAUUCUGGGGCUCUUGUGCAGGACUCCUGCCCUGCCUGCCUCCUGGACUUACUUCCUUCCUUAUUCUUAGGAAAUUAAAUUUAAUCCAGACUUCUGCUGUAGUGGGAGGAAGGGACUUUACAGAUGACUUGCAUUCUUUAUUGUUUCUCUUUCUCAAGAAUUGUUUGAACAUUUUUUGAUUUAAGGCCAAACCAGUCAAUGUUUCUGUCUAAUUUGUCUGGCUAACCCUGUGUUUAUUAUCCUUAGGGAGCUAGAGUGCUUGUCAUUAAAAAUCUUCCUUCUUGUCCCUGGAGGGAACAGACACUACUAAGCUGGCAUUCACACAAUGAUUUUCCAAGGUGGUGGCUUACCCUCUGCUCAGCCUUGCCUGUGCUGCCUGUUGGGACUUCUGCAGCCAGCUCCUGGUGGGACAACCACUCCUCCAGGGAACUGCCACAGGAGAGAUGUCAAAAGUAUGUGGGUGUGUGAGGUGGUGAGAGAGGCAAAGCAGGAAGCAGGUUUGUGUCAGAUCCUUGUUUCCCAGUGCUGGACUCUGUGGUGAGCACUGAAGCUCCUUCAUCUUACCUGAACCAGGUUCUGGAAUUUGAGAAGGGAAGGACCAAGAACCUUGUCCUGGCACUGGGCUGGAACUGGGAUUAGACUACCAGAGCCUGAUGUCUGCGGGUUGUUGCAGACAGCGGGCAGUGAAUCCUGUUGUCUCUCUUGGACCAAACUGUCUAGUGGACCAAGGAAAUACAUCACUAGCCUUUUCAUUCCCAGAAGAUUUUUUUACCUCCAGGUUGGUAAAAAGUGGGACCAGGAAAUAGGCGAAGCAGUGUGUGGCACACCCAAGCCCUGCUGUUUUUUCUGUUUGUCUCUUGUUGUCUUUCUUUGUGCCUCUGACCUACAAAGAGAUUGUGUUCCUAUACAUGGCUUUGGACUGGAGAACGUCUCUUCCUCUUUUGCCCCAAGUGAAAGGAAGGAAGGGUGUGGUAUUUGGUGGACCUGCAGCAGGUGAGCUUGCUAAAGCAGAGGGAGUAGGGCAGGUCAGACAUAUUUGCCCAUCUGGGGGUAAAGCGACACCCAAGUGACAGAAAAGAUAUGGUGACUUUGUGCCUGUGGUUGGUAUGGAGGAUGACAUGCUCAAGCCCACUCUUGCUGUUGCUUUCUCUGAUCCCUGUGUCCUGCUGAGGUGUUUGCUGUUGUGCUGCCCAGGCCAACCUACUCUGUCUCUGUGACAAGUAAACAAGGAAACUGAGUUGGCAUGGAGGGAGAGUGUCAGAGCAGAAUGGCUGUUCAUUCCCCCCUGCCUGCCUUGCUGUUUCCUUGUGGGUUGGUGUCUCUCCCCCUCCUCAGUAUCCCCAGGGCUCUCUCCCUGUGUCCCAGCUCCUGCCGGCAAUCUCUGUGGCUGUUAUGCCUCCGCACUGUGAAGACGCGUGUCCAGGGUCACUCCUGGUUCCAUUAGUGAACACUGGUGGUGAAGAGGGAAGGGAUGCCUCAUCCUGGUUUCACUGACCUCUAACCUUGGUGAGAAAGGAGGGAAGUGAGUGGGAGAAUGGAUCCUGUAACCUUCCAUCAUUGUGUUCUCCCUAAGCACCUCCUUUCUGAUUUCUGAGACAUUGGACAGACUCACUCCUGUUAUGGAAAGGGAAGGGGAGCUGGAGGGUAGGGGGGUGGCAGGAGGGGCUCAGAUCCAGCAUAGAGAAAGAAGAACUGUUUCUAAUGCAAUACACUGACAUUUUAAAGCUUUGGGCACUACAGGUAAUGGAUUAAGAAGGGAUCUGAAAUACUUUGAGACUAAGAAUUCAAACCACUGUUUUUUCCUGCCUGUGUGGAUGAUGAUGCAGUAUCAUCCUGGAGGUGGUCCAGCAGCACUUCUGAGCCUGGGGUCCACCUGGACCUAAUGCUGGUGUUGCUCCUGGAAGGGCUCCAGGACACCCUGCUUUGGACAAAGAAUGCGUGGACUUGCCAAAAACUAAAAAGAAAAGAAAAAAUAAGAGCAUCUGCAAAGCUCCUUUCAACUCUGUAAUUUAUAAACAGCAAGUAAUAAUGAACUUUUUGUAAGGAUAAAUCAAAUGUACAUUCUGAAAUCAUUUUCUCUGUAAAUGGUUGGAUUUCAUUUCACCCUUAAAGGGAUGCUUAAAAGGAGGAGAUAAUAAUAAAAAUUAAAAAAAAUUUACAAAGUAUGAAAGGAAA